AUGCUGCUCCUGCUCCUGUUCCUGCAUCUUCCUCUUCUCCUGCUCCAUCUUCCUUUCUCUAUCUGGCGUCUCUUCUCUGUCUAUAUGUCGUGGGCUACAUCUCAUGUCCCUUCCCUGGGUUCUUCAUGUGUAUCGGACAUGCCGGCUCGGACUCACCAGCCAGUUUCUCGGGCUGCAGCAGAUGAUAGGGAAGAAGAAGGAUACAUCCUGACGGCAAACUGGGGAAACAUCUUUAUCACUCUCUCUCUCCUCCCCAUUGCUAUGUUUGCCAUCCUGAAUCCAAUCUCUGUCUUCUUCCUAGUCUUCUGGUCGAUCACAGCAACUUUUGUCUCCUUCGCGCCUAAGUUCUGCUAUUUCCUCCUCCUCGAGUGGGCGAUCUUACGAGGCCGAGGCUCCAAGUUCUUCGAUGCCAACCACACCAAGCGCAUCCGCGGAGUCUUCCCCUCCCUGUCGAUGGACCUUGCGUGGCUGGAAGCCUUCACGACCGAGAUGACCAACAGGAUCGGUGGAGGAGACAUAGUAGCGAGCGCUGCACUCAAGGAGGUCGCGCUAGCUCGCAAGAAGUACUCGGAGCGCGUGCUGACAUGGGAGGAGAUGCUGGAGCGGUUGCUCAGGUUCCCGUGGUUCCUCUUCCAAAGAUUCCGGGAGCACGUGGAGAGCUGCUUCAACAUCGCUUCUCACACUGUCCUCAAGUUCAUCGCCUUGAGGAUCAUUGUGAAGUUGUACAGCAAACAUCCCGUGAGCCAGCGCGGCAGGUGA
This is a messenger RNA of Guillardia theta CCMP2712, 759 nucleotides long. RefSeq lists its product as hypothetical. The coding region runs from base 1 to 759 and encodes 252 amino acids. The transcript is spliced from 2 exons. NCBI's taxonomy places the organism in Eukaryota, Cryptophyceae, Pyrenomonadales, Geminigeraceae. The record is from RefSeq and is a predicted model, not a curated record.